Stereum hirsutum FP-91666 SS1 is the source of this 1086-nucleotide messenger RNA. Its product is annotated as DNA ligase/mRNA capping enzyme. The annotation marks the transcript as partial. Lineage: Eukaryota; Fungi; Basidiomycota; Agaricomycetes; Russulales; Stereaceae. Gene Ontology annotation, molecular function: zinc ion binding; DNA ligase (ATP) activity; ATP binding. The record is from RefSeq and is a predicted model, not a curated record. The transcript has 8 exons. Gene Ontology annotation, biological process: DNA recombination; DNA repair.
AGCUCUUCCAAGUACAAAGUGAAGCGGACCAUGGAUCACUACUACUGCACCUGCCCAGCCUGGCGAAACCAAUCCGCCCAUCCCGUCUCCGCCCGUACCUGCAAACACCUCCGCUCUCUCCUCGGCGACGCCUACGAAGAAGCCCGCCUCAAACUCAAGAAUCCUAACGGCCCGGCCGCCACCGCCACCAAAUCCACAUCCAAAGGCCGAAAUGGCUCCAUACCUUCCGCGAAGAAAAAGGCUCCGGAGGUGCUGCUGGCGGUGAAGUGGGACGAGGAGAGUACGGACCCGACGGGAUGGUGGGUGAGCGAGAAAUUGGAUGGGGUGAGGACUUUGUGGGCUCCGAAGGGUGGGGAGGGGAGGGAGGGUGCUAUGUUGAGUCGGUUGGGCAAUCCGUUUAUGGUGCCGAAGGACUGGAUGGAUAAACUUCCGAAGGACGUUACGCUGGAUGGCGAGUUGUUCGGUGGGAGGGGCGAGUUUCAGAGUACGGUUGGAAUAGUGAAGACGAUGGGGUCUAAGGGAUGGAAGAAUAUCACGUUCCAGAUCUUCGAUGUCCCGUCGAUGGGCAAUGAGCCGUUCGAGGAUCGGCUGCAGUGGCUCCAGGAGAACUUUAGUGAAGGUGGAAAAUACCACUCGAAAGAAUUCGUCGUUGUGGAUCAAACUUGUGCCGAGUCCAAGGAUCACGUAUUCGACAUGCUCAAAGAAGUCGAAGCGCACGGUGGAGAGGGUUUGAUGUUGAGAAAACCUGGGAGUAAGUACGAGGGCCGGAGGAGCAGCACGUUGUUGAAGAUCAAGACGUUCUUCGAUGCCGAAGCCGAGGUUACUGGUUAUGUUCCAGGCAAGGGUAAGCAUACUGGUUCGACGGGGGCGUUGAAAUGUAAGAUGGCGUCGGGAAAGACUUUUGCCGUGGGAAGCGGUCUAUCUGACAAGCAGCGAGCGAGACCACCGAAGGUUGGGACGAUCAUCGUAUAUCGAUUCCAAGAGCUGACCAAGGAUGGGGUCCCGAGGUUUCCCACAUUUGUAGGCGAAGCUGCAGACAAGACGGUGGCGAAGGACGCAGAGGUGCCUGCGUCGAGGAAGGUCUGA